AUGGCAGCCACACACUUCAUUCGGUCUCUACGACCGGCAACACGGAAUAGCUUCAAGGCCUUUCCGACCUUGCAGUCGCAAAGUCGAGUCUUCGGAGCAUCAGCACUUCGUGCCACCGAACGCUUCCCUAGCUCUCCUCCAGAUUUUCCGAGCAUUGUCAACCCGAACCAUAAGCGAGCCGGUCCAUAUACCGGAAAGCUUGAACACUUGACGGGCGGCAGAGAAACAGCCGGUGCUCAAAAGCCGGAAUUGGAAGUGGGAGAGAUGGAGGGAAUUACGUUCAAGGUUGAGCCAUUGAAACGACAAGGCGAAGAUACAAGCACAAUGCGGGCCAGGUUACUAUAUCAAAGCCGGAAGAGAGGCAUCCUCGAGACAGAUCUUUUACUCUCGACUUUCGCCGAUGUAUAUCUCGGAAAUAUGUCCAAGGAACAAUUACAACAAUACGACAAAUUCCUCGACGAGAACGAUUGGGACAUUUACUACUGGGCUACCCAAGAACCCAAAGCGGCUGAAGAGACUGCUUCCUCUUCAGGUGGAGAUUCCGGCUCUGCUGUCAAGGUAGAUACCCCGACAGAAGUAUGGAAGCAGGGAGCGGGCAAGACUGGAGAGUGGGCGCAGACAGUUGGGGCAUUCAAACCUGCAUAUCGUCCAGUGCCUACUCGAUGGGCAGAAUCGGAGAUUUUAGCUUUGGUGAGACAGCACGUGCAGGACAAGAGUGCGGUCGGAUUUCACGCUGCGAAGCAGAAGAAACGAGGAGGCAGUGGACUGGGUCGGAUGCCAGAUGUGAAGGUGUUUGACUCAUAG
Talaromyces marneffei is the source of this 804-nucleotide messenger RNA. RefSeq lists its product as uncharacterized. The transcript has 2 exons. The record is from RefSeq and is a predicted model, not a curated record. Bases 1 to 804 code for a protein of 267 amino acids. NCBI's taxonomy places the organism in Eukaryota, Fungi, Ascomycota, Eurotiomycetes, Eurotiales, Trichocomaceae. Gene Ontology annotation, cellular component: mitochondrion. Gene Ontology annotation, biological process: mitochondrial respiratory chain complex II assembly; protein-FAD linkage; mitochondrial electron transport, succinate to ubiquinone.